UUAAUUUCUCGUCAUCUUCAGUUCACUUUUAAACUCUUUUUUCAUCCUUAUCGCUCAGCUCAACAAAAUGAGUGACACGGACAUGGAAGUAUUUGGGGUGGCCGCCCCAUACCUGCGUAAAUCUGAGCGGGAGAGAAUUGCAGCUCAGAAUAUGCCGUUUGAUGCCAAAAGUGCCGUUUUCGUGCCUCACCCGAAGCAGGAGUACGUCGAAGGAAAAAUCAGAAGCCAGGAUGGCACUAAGGUCAAUGUGGAGAUUGAGGAUGGAAAGGUUGUCACGGUGCAUGUGGAUGACAUUCGGCCAAUGAACCCACCCAAGUUUGACAAGAUAGAGGACAUGGCCCUGCUGACGCAUCUGCACGAACCCGCCGUGCUUUUUAACCUCAAGGAACGCUACGCUGCCUGGAUGAUUUAUACGUAUUCUGGGCUCUUCUGUGUGACUGUGAACCCUUACAAGUGGCUGCCGGUCUACAACCCAGAGGUGGUGGCCGGGUACAGAGGAAAGAAACGCCAGGAGGCCCCCCCACACAUCUUCUCCAUCUCUGACAACGCUUACCAGUACAUGCUUACAGAUCGAGAGAAUCAGUCUAUCCUGAUCACUGGAGAAUCUGGUGCUGGGAAAACAGUCAACACAAAGCGAGUAAUCCAGUACUUUGCAACAAUCACAGCAAUGGGAGAGUCAAGCAAGAAGGAACAACCGGGCAGUAAAAUGCAGGGGACUCUGGAGGAUCAAAUCAUCCAGGCUAACCCUCUGCUGGAAGCUUUCGGGAACGCCAAGACUGUGAGAAAUGACAACUCGUCUCGAUUUGGAAAAUUCAUCCGCAUCCACUUCGGAACAAAGGGGAAGUUGGCAUCAGCUGAUAUUGAAACUUACCUUUUGGAAAAAUCCAGAGUGACUUUCCAGCUGCUUGCAGAGAGGAGCUAUCACAUCUUCUAUCAGAUCUUGUCAAACAAGAAGCCUGAUUUAAUCGAGAUGCUGCUGAUAACCAGCAAUCCUUAUGAUUACCCUUUUAUCAGCCAGGGGGAAAUCACUGUGCUGAGCAUCAAUGAUGCAGAGGAGCUGAUGGCCACAGAUAGAGCCAUUGACAUCCUGGGCUUUAGCACUGAGGAAAAGGUCGGCAUCUACAAGCUGACGGGUGCCGUCAUGCACAACGGGAACAUGAAGUUCAAGCAGAAGCAGCGGGAGGAGCAGGCCGAGCCCGAUGGCACCGAGGUGGCGGACAAAGUUGCCUAUCUGAUGGGUCUGAACUCUGCUGAUUUGCUGAAAGCUCUGUGUUGCCCUCGAGUGAAGGUUGGGAAUGAAUAUGUCACCAAAGGCCAGACUCCACAGCAGGUGAACAAUGCUGUGGGCGCCUUAUCGAAGGCCGUGUACGAGAAGCUGUUCCUCUGGAUGGUCACAAGGAUCAACCAGCAGCUCGACACCAAACUUCCCAGACAGCACUUCAUUGGCGUCCUGGAUAUCGCAGGGUUUGAAAUUUUCGAGAUAAACAGCCUGGAGCAGCUGUGCAUCAACUUUACCAACGAGAAGCUCCAACAGUUUUUCAACCACCACAUGUUUGUGCUGGAGCAGGAGGAAUACAAAAAGGAAGGGAUCGAGUGGGAGUUUAUUGACUUUGGCAUGGACUUGGCUGCGUGCAUUGAGCUCAUUGAGAAGCCGAUGGGCAUUUUCUCCAUUCUGGAAGAGGAGUGUAUGUUCCCGAAGGCCACAGACGGGUCUUUCAAAAACAAGCUGUACGACCAGCACUUGGGGAAGAACAGCAUCUUUCAGAAGCCCAAACCAUCCAAAGGAAAGACAGAGGCCCACUUCUCCCUCAUGCACUACGCCGGCACCGUCGACUACAACAUCAGCGGCUGGCUGGAAAAAAACAAGGACCCGCUGAACGACACCGUGGUGCAGCUUUACCAGAAAGCUUCCCUCAAGCUGCUCUGCCAGCUCUUUGCCACGUAUGCAUCAGCUGAUGCUGCUGCUGAUAGGAACAAGAAAAACUACAAGAAAAAGGGGUCGUCCUUCCAGACAGUUUCUGCACUCUUUAGGGAGAACCUGAACAAACUAAUGGCCAACCUCAGGUCAACACAUCCACACUUUGUCAGAUGCAUCAUCCCAAAUGAGACCAAGAUACCAGGUAAAACAAACAGGAAUAGACAACAAAUAAAGAAAAACAUUAGAACUGAAGUUACCCUGUGGGGAAAGUUACCUCUAUCUGUUGUAGGAAUCAUGGAUCACCAUCUGGUCCUUCAUCAGCUGCGAUGCAACGGAGUGCUGGAAGGUAUCCGGAUCUGCAGGAAGGGAUUCCCCAGCAGGAUUCUGUAUGGAGAUUUCAGGCAAAGAUACAGGAUUCUGAAUGCCAGCGCGAUCCCCGAGGGCCAGUUUAUUGACAGCAAGAAGGCCUCCGAGAAGCUGCUGUCGUCCAUUGACGUGGACCACGCCCAGUAUAGAUUCGGAUACACAAAGGUGUUUUUCAAAGCCGGCCUUUUGGGUCUUCUGGAGGAGAUGCGGGACGAGCGUCUAGCUGUGCUGAUGACUCGAAUCCAGGCUGUAGCCAGAGGUUACGUCACCAGGCUGAGGUUAAAGGAGAUGAUGAAGAAAAGAGAGGCCGUUUACAUCAUCCAGUACAACAUUCGCUCGUUCAUGAAUGUGAAGAACUGGCCUUGGAUGAAGCUCUUCUUCAAGAUAAAGCCUCUGUUACGAAGUGCCGAGGCUGAGAAGGAGAUGCAGACCAUGAAGGAGGAGUUUGCUCGACUCAGAGAGGAGUUGGCAAAGUCGGAGGCCAGGAGGAAGGAGCUGGAAGAGAAGAUGGUCAUGCUCGUGCAGGAGAAGAAUGACCUUUACCUUCAAAUACAAGCAGAGAGGGAGAACCUGUGCGAUGCUGAGGAAAGAUGCGAAGGCUUGAUAAAGAGCAAGAUCCACCUGGAAGCCAAAGCCAAAGAAUUCUCCGAGAGGCUGGAGGAAGAGGAGGAGAUCAACGCUGAAAUCACCGCCCAGAAGAGGAAACUGGAGGACGAAUGUUCUGAGCUCAAACGGGACAUAGACGACCUGGAACUUACCAUCGCCAAAGUGGAGAAGGAGAAAUAUGCCACUGAAAAUAAGGUUAAGAAUUUGAUCGAGGAGUUAACGACUCUUGAGGAAAACUUGUUGAAGUCCUCAAAGGAGACGAAAGCUUUGCAGGAGGUGCACCAGCAGACUUUAGACGACCUCCAGGCAGAGGAGGACAGAGUCAGUUCUCUAAUAAAGACAAAGACUAAGCUGGAGCAACAAAUUGAUGAUUUGGAGGGGCUGGUGGAGCAGGAGAAGAAGUUGCGUGCCGACUUGGAGAGAUCGAGAAGGAAACUGGAGGGAGAUCUGAAGCUGUCCCAGGAAACCAUCAUGGACCUGGAGAAUGAAAAGCUGCAGGCGGAGGAACAACUGAAGAAGAAGGACUUUGAAAUCAGCAGCCUGCAGAGCAAAAUUGACGACGAACAAGCUCUUAGCACUCAGCUUCAAAAGAAGAUUAAAGAGCUUCAGGCUCGCACCGAAGAACUGGAAGAGGAAAUCGAAGCUGAGCGUGCAGCUCGGGCCAAAGUGGAGAAGCAGAGGUCCGACCUGUCCAGAGAGCUGGAGGAGAUCACCGAGAGGCUGGAAGAGGCCGGAGGAGCCUCCGCCGCUCAGACCGAGCUCAACAAGAAGCGCGAGGCUGAGAUUCAGAGACUGCGCCACGAACUGGAAGAGUCCACCCUGCAGCAUGAAUCCAUCGCUGUUGCUCUACGCAAGAAGCAGGCGGACGGCGUUGUGGAGCUCGGCGAUCAGAUAGAAAACCUUCAAAGGGUCAAGCAGAAACUGGAGAAAGAAAAGAGCGAGAUGAAGAUGGAAAUCGAUGACAUGGCAAGGAGUAUGGAGACUGUUCUGAAAAGCAAGGCUAACGUGGAGAAACAGUGCAGGAGCCUUGAAGAUCAAAUGAAUGAAUACAAGACCAAAGCAGAUGAAGCCCAGAGGUCUCUGAGUGAUUACACUACCCUGAGUGCUCGACUGCAGACAGAAAAUGGUGAACUUACCCGUCUGCUGGAAGAAAAAGAGUCCAUUCUGUUCCAGGUGAACAGAGGGAAGACUGCAGCCGGUCACAAAAUUGAAGAGAUGAAGAGACUUUUGGAUGAAGAAAUCAAGGCAAAAAACACCUUGGCUCACAGUUUGCAGUCAUCUCGUCACGACUGCGAGCUCUUAAGAGAGCAGUACGAGGAGGAGCAAGAGGCCAAAGCUGAGCUGCAGCGCUGCCUGUCCAAGGUGAACAGCGACGUGGCUCAGUGGAGACAUAAAUACGAGACAGACGCCAUCCAGCGCACCGAGGAGCUCGAGGAGGCGAAGAAGAAGCUGGUCCAGCGGCUGCAGGAGUCCGAGGAGAUGACAGAGGCGGCAAAUGUCAAGUGUGCAUCGCUGGAGAAGACCAAGCAGAGGCUGCAGGCAGAGUUCGAGGAUCUCAUGGUUGAGUUAGAAAGGUCAAACGCAGCGAAUGCCACCUUAGACAAGAAACAGAAGAAUUUCGACAAGGUUUUGGCUGAAUGGAAACAGAAGUAUGAGGAGAGUCAAUCAGAUCUGGAAGUCUCCCAGAGAGAGUCCAGAGCGCUGAACACAGAACUCUUCAAGCUGAAAAAUUCAUACGAAGAAGUCUUGGAUCACCUUGAGAGCAUGAAAAGAGACAAUAAAAAUCUUCAACAGGAAAUCACAGAUAUCACCGAGCAAUUUGGACAGUCCACCAAAAUGCUCCGUGAGCUGGAAAAAGCCACAAAGCACGCCGAACAAGAGAAGAGAGACACCCAGGCAGCUCUCGAGGAAGCUGAGUCUUCCUUGGAACAAGAGGAGGCCAAAAUCCUGCAACUUGAGCUGGAGCUGAACCAGAUCAAGUCAGAGGUGGAGAGGAAGGUGGCAGAGAAGGACGAAGAAAUCGACCAGCUAAAAAGGAAUUACCAGAGAACUGUGGACUGUCUGCAGAUCACGCUGGAUGCAGAGACGCGCAGCAGGAACGACGCUGUCCGGAUGAAGAAAAAGAUGGAAGGGGAUCUAAACGAGAUGGAGAUACAGCUGGGUCACGCCAACAGGCAGGCAGCCGAGGCAACCAAGCAACUGAGAAAUCUGCAGACUCAGCUGAAGGACGCCCAGGUCCAUCUGGAUGAAGCCCUCCAACAUCAGGAGGACCUAAAAGAGGAGCUAGCUAUCAUAGAGCGCCGCAACAAUCUUAUGAUGGCGGAGAACGAGGAGCUGAGGGCGUCGCUGGAGCAGUGUGACAGGAGUCGAAAGCUCGCCGAGCAGGAGCUGAUGGAGGUCAGCGAGCGCGUUCAGCUGCUGCACUCUCAGAACACCAGUCUCGUGAACUCUAAGAGGAAAGUGGAAGCUGAUUUGGCUCAGCUGCAGUCGGAGACGGAGGAGACCGCGCAGGAGGCGAGGAGCGCAGACGACAAGGCCAAGAAAGCCAUCACAGAUUUCACAUUUGCAUGCAGGCUGCCAUGAUGGCGGAGGAGCUGAAGAAGGAGCAGGACACCAGCGCUCACUUGGAGAGGAUGAAAAAGAAC
Molecule: messenger RNA, 5535 nt
Organism: Neolamprologus brichardi
Lineage: Eukaryota; Metazoa; Chordata; Actinopteri; Cichliformes; Cichlidae
Source: RefSeq, a predicted model, not a curated record